CGUGUAUGGGUUCUAAGAACAUUUCGCAACAGGCCCAUAGGAAUGCUGGGACGGUCGGUCCCUGCUCAAUUCUUGCGAUGGUGCAGUUCUCGUUGACGUGGUUGCCUCGGCCAUCGGGGGGACACGGGUCCGGCAUGCCCCUUUUGUGCGCGCCGCGGAGCAGGGCAGGCAGUCAAUAGUGUGAGUGCAGUAUUCGAUGUGCGAAUAUGAGCACGCGAGCAUCGGAACAUCUCCGUGCGGAUUCCUGCGCAAGUGCCAGGCCGCGGGCAAGACGCCCUUCUACAUCCAGAAGAUGCAGCUGGAGAUGUCUGGAGUGUGGGUGUCCAUCUUCGCGGCGUUCUUCGUGCCCGCGGUCGUGCAGGGAGGGGCCUGGGACCCGCUCGCGGCCAAGAGACUGUGGUGGAAGUCGACACAGCUCAGCUGCCAAGGACGGCUUCCCGAUGAAGGCCCCGUCGUCGGCGGAGGGGGCCUGUUCGAGGGCUUCUACUUCAGGGCCUUUGUGCAGCUGUUCUGUGCGGUAGCGCAGGGCUGGCUGGGCGGCAUAAUCGUCAAGAGGUUCUCCACGGUCGUGAAGAACAUCGCCAAGAGUUUAUCCCUCAUUCUGACGGUCUUCAGCAACGAGAUAUUCUUUUGGGAAUGCCACGACGAGCCGUUGAGUUCAACCAUGUACCUGCUCUCCGUGAGCAUAUUCUGCUCCACCGUGGUCUUCUCGCAGCUUGGGGAGGACGGAGCGAAGCCCCAGGCCCCUGCCGUGCCGCUGCCCGCGGUCUCCGCCUCGGAGCACCAGAGCUCUGGCUCGGGCGCGGCCGCCGCGGUCGAACUGGGCCCCGCGGAGGAGCGGCAGCCGCUGGUUUCGCCCGGGGCUGGUUUCGCCAGGCUGCUUUCGCCCGGCGCUGGUUUCGCCCGGGCUUUCCCCGGCCAGCUGGAAGCGGCGAACGUGACCCUAGAGACUUUGCAGGCGGCGUACGGUGCGGCCAUAGCUGCUGCGAAGGAGCGCUUUCAGGCCUAA
Prorocentrum cordatum is the source of this 1009-nucleotide messenger RNA. NCBI's taxonomy places the organism in Eukaryota, Dinophyceae, Prorocentrales, Prorocentraceae. The record is from the annotation of a GenBank genome assembly.